Protopolystoma xenopodis is the source of this 441-nucleotide messenger RNA. Lineage: Eukaryota; Metazoa; Platyhelminthes; Monogenea; Polystomatidea; Polystomatidae. The record is from the annotation of a GenBank genome assembly.
AUGAGGCUUCCAGCCCACCCUCUGCAUUUGUGCCCCCUGUUCUGGUGUCACCAAGUGACUGUCUGGCAAAUAAAAAGCCACCGGCCGAGCUGCUUUGCCCAGACUACCCGCCCCGCCCGGCAAUCGCCGAUUGGCAGCGGCCAACUUAUGGAUUUGCAACCAAGGCUACUGGGCCUUUCUGAUCAAGUGGCGAUUGGGCUGGCAAUAAAUCGGCCCUCCAAAUGGCUCACCUCCUCUCCUCGAUCCCCUCGGCAUAGCCCGCCCUCUCCAGGCCUCUGGUCGAUUCCGUCCGAGCACCUCGUAGGAACCGCUAACUUUGGACGAUGCACCUCCGUCAAGACGACCGACAUGAAAAUGACUUUUGAGAACUCGACGCAACAUGUACCAUUCGAACUGCAUGUGCCCAGGUUUACGUCGACACACACACACACACACACUUAA